AUGUCAGGGGAAGGGCCUUCGGAGAAAAAGAGGCUCUCAGAAACUGAGGAUAAACUCCAAUCACCCGAGGAAGAAUCCAAGCGGUCGAAGCUGCCGGACGACGACGAGCGUGACGAUUGCAUUUUCUACGAAGAUGACACAGACACCGACUUAGAUGAGUCUUUUGAGGAAGGUCCCGCCGAAUGUGGCCAUAAGGAUACGUACGUGGCUCCGAUGGUCGAUGAGGAAAAGCAAGACGGUAAAAGAAGGUGCCUUCAAGUUGAUUUAUGCAACAUAUUUCAGCACGAAGCUGCUUUUAAGGGAUUACCCCUCUUUGAGUUGUUCAAAGUGAAGCUGAAAUUCAACGACAAACGCCGGGUUGCUAACGAGCCCUUCAAGGAUGCUCGGGUUUGCGGCGAGAUUGUGAAUUUCGUACAGGCUCAUUCCACGAUAGCCAUACCCGAUUAUCAUUUGGAUCUGGAUAAUCCAAUUCCCAUCUCUUACUACUCUGUAAGCCCUAGCGAACCUGAUUUUGUCAAUCUUGAUUCUGAUAACAAGUACACCCUUCUUCCAUUAUCCGGGCCUAAUCCCAGACCCCCCCUCCAGAAAAACUACUCCCUAAUGAUUGAUUUCGCCCUCAAGAUUAACGAUGAGAUUAUGAUGAAAGAUGGUGAAGAACAUAGAAAUCCUCAACUCUUUGGAAAUAAUGAGUCGGUUAACGCGGGUUUACUGGUUCAAUCCAUCAAUAGGAAAUUACAUGUUCGUGGUAAGGGCCCAGUUAUUGUAAGGGAUGUUAUGGGAAAUAGGCUGAAUGGUCGUAUUCUAAUUGCUACACAUUGUGCUGUGUACGAAGGAGCGUGGGCUAAUAUUAAGCUUAAAGUUUUGAAGGAAGGAGUGAGGUUUUUUCAUGGUUUUGUCAUGGCCAGACCUUGUGUGUUCUAUUCCAGGAUUUGUCUGCUGUCCAUUCAGCCGGAAAAUAAGAUCAGGCUGCAGAGAGUUGAGAGGGGUUUUGUGGGGCCCAAUGGAUCUAUUGAGCUUACGAGGUCUGUGGUAGUUGUUCCAUCUUAUGCUUCUCUCAUUAUUGGUGCUGCACUGUAUGAUUGUGAAAAAGGUGGAGAGGUUAUCUGUCGAGGGAGAACUUGUUUUUAUGCCAGAGCAUUUGGAGAAGAAACCCAGCUCAUUUCCUAUAAUGGCGUUGAAACCCUUCAAGUUACCGUCAACUGGAAAUGGGAAGAGCCAUCGGAGAAAAAGAGGCUCUCAGAAACUGUGGAUGAACUUCCAUCACCUGAGGAAGAAGAAGAACCCAAGCGGUCGAAGUUGCCGGACGACGACGAGCGUGACGAUAGCAUUUUCUUCGAAGAUGACACAGACUCCGACUUGGAAAACGAUUUUGACGAAGGACUCGCUCAUUCCACAAUACCCAUACCCGAUUAUAAUUUGGAUCUGGAUAAUCCCAUUCCCAUCUCUUACUACUCUGUAAGCCAUAGUGAACCCGAUUUUGUGAAUCUUGACUAUGAUAACAAGUACACCCUUCUCCCCUUAGCCGGGCCUAACCCCAGACCCCUUAUCCAUUCAAACCACACCCUAUCUAUUGAUUUUGCUCUCAAGAUUGACGAUGAGAUUGUGAUGAAUGAUGGUGCAGAACAUCGUAACCCUCAGCUCUUUGGAAAUAACAAGUCUGUUAAAGCGGGCGUACUGAUUCAAUCAGUCAAUGUGGUAUUAAAUGAUCGUGGUAAGGGCCCUUUUAUUAUAAGGGAUGUCAUGGGGAAUACGGCGUAUGAUCGUAUUCUAGUUUCUUCACAUUCUACUGUGUAUGAUGGAGCGUGGGCUACUAUUAAGCUUAGAGUUUUGAAGGAAGGAGUGAGAUUUUUUCAUGGUUUUAUCAUGGCUAGGCCGUGUGUAUUCUAUUCGAGGAUUUGUCUGCUGUCCAUUCAGCCAGGGAAUAAAAUCAGGCUGCAGAGAGGUGAGAAGGGUGUUGUGGGGCCCGAUGGAUCUAUUGAGCUUACGAGAUCUGUGGUAGUUGUUCCAUCUUAUGCCUCUCUCAUUAUUGGUGCUGCACUGUAUGAUUGUGAAAGAGGUGGUGAGGUUAUCUGUCGAGAGCGUCAGGAGAAGAAACCCAGCUCAUUUCCUAUAAUGGCGUUGAAACCCUUCAAGUUACCGUUAAUUGGAAAUGUGAAAUUUGAAAGUUGGGAGUUAGUUUCUGGUGGACUAAUUGUUUUACUUGUG
Striga asiatica is the source of this 2205-nucleotide messenger RNA. The record is from the annotation of a GenBank genome assembly. NCBI's taxonomy places the organism in Eukaryota, Viridiplantae, Streptophyta, Magnoliopsida, Lamiales, Orobanchaceae.